AUGCUGAUUGCACUACUGACUGUGGGCGGAUUUGGAGUCUCACAGCAAAGUGGGGCCAGGGUGUUUUGGGUAAUCGCAGUAGCUGAAAUGGCACGCCAGGUUAUCGUGGUGGGUAGCGAGCAGAGAGAAAAGACCACGCUUCGAAGUCGUUUGCCGCUAACGACGCGCCCGGAUAACACCAAGAAACAGGCCCGCUUAAAAUGCACCGCCAGGCCGGAGCCUCGCUAA
This is a messenger RNA of Lindgomyces ingoldianus, 228 nucleotides long. RefSeq lists its product as uncharacterized. The coding region runs from base 1 to 228 and encodes 75 amino acids. The record is from RefSeq and is a predicted model, not a curated record. NCBI's taxonomy places the organism in Eukaryota, Fungi, Ascomycota, Dothideomycetes, Pleosporales, Lindgomycetaceae. The transcript is spliced from 2 exons.